CUUGCUAUUGAAACGAGUUAUAACACAUACUGGCAUUGCUAUGCUUGAGCUCCGCAAGGCGAAGUAAGUUGCCUCCUCUAUUUAUAUGUAGCCUAGCUUCAUUCUCGACCUCAGAGCAAACGCCACGAUUCCUGGAAGGUUCUGUAUUUCUAAGACUGUUGCAUCACUGAGUUUUGAGGAUACGGCUGCAGAAGAUGACCCAACUACUGCAGAAGGAAAGGAAGCUUUACAGUGAAAUUUUCCUAGACUCAGACAAAAAUGGCGAUGGUUAUCUAAAUAUGGAAGAGCUUCGCGCACUGUGUAAGACACUUGGGUUUAAUUUGGACAAAGACAGAAUUUAUCGUCUGUUCAAUGACCUUGAUAAGGAUGCUAACAAGCGAGUGACGUUGGACGAGUUUCUGGCAGCUAUGCCGGCCAUUGAACCACGUAAAAGACUAAGCGCACGCAUGCGUCGCCUGUUCCAGUCUUUGGACAAAAAUGAGGACAAGAAGAUCUCACCUGAAGAACUGUCUGGGGUACUGCAAUCAGAUGGUGUUCCGCUGUCAACCACCGAGAUCAAUGAUCUCAUUUCAGAGGUUGACCGGAACGGAGAUGGAAAACUAGAUUAUGAAGAGUUUUUAGAGUUACUGAACAAAAAACAGUAACCCGCUACAAUAAUAUGUCAGGGGACCCCGUUUAUUCUACAUUGUGCAGUUCAGACGUGAAGAACUUUUAAUAUAAGAUAGGAAUAACUUUUUGAGUGUUCACCCGAUAACGGAGCUUAUGGAAGGCCGAAAACUUGGAUUUUAAGUAUGCGUAGUCCGUGAUGCGAAAAGAAUAUUUUUCAAUUGAUUUUAAAGAAAUAUUUCCAUGUGCCCGUAGUGCGUGAUCCGAGCGCUCUGAUUGGUAAAUAUCCUCAUGCGCGUUUGUUAUGGUUGGAACGCGGACCAAUCACAGCACUCGACGCCAUUGUGCGCGGAGAUUUGUUGUUUACUUCCGUGACCCACAGCCGCGACUGAGCCAAUAUUUCGAUAAAAUCACCCGAUAUUGGUAAUAAAUUGAAAAAAAAUGAAGGUUUGUGGCAUGCAGGUCGUAUGUGGAGGGAGGUGGGCCGGUAUUGUGAACAUGAUAUGCAUACAUUUCCAUUUUCAAUAUACAGCCGAUUUCAACUUCGGCCAAGAUGGCAAGUGACGUACCUUGUCUAUUUAUAUAGAUAGGUCCAGUGUUUCAGUUAUACAACCUGCUUCAGGGGCCUGUGCCUUGUGUGUACAUAACAGGCUUCUCCACUCCAGUAUAACGACAUCUGAUAUCUACUCUACUGUAUAAACAUUGCCUCCUACCUGUAUAGGGGCGGUCGGGUA
This is a messenger RNA of Haliotis rufescens (red abalone), 1340 nucleotides long. RefSeq names its product 16 kDa calcium-binding protein-like. The coding region runs from base 195 to 644 and encodes 149 amino acids. Gene Ontology annotation, molecular function: calcium ion binding. The record is from RefSeq and is a predicted model, not a curated record. Lineage: Eukaryota; Metazoa; Mollusca; Gastropoda; Lepetellida; Haliotidae. The transcript has 3 exons.